UGCGGCAUAAACACAUGGACGCCUGCGGUUAGCUACGAGAACAUGAGAGGUCAAAAGUUAUGAUCCUAAUCUGCGAUAUAAACGGGACAUAACACUGAGACAUGGCCAGCUCCAUGGUGGCAGUGGGACUGGCUCUGGCAGCUGCUGGGUUUGCAGGUCGCUACGCCAUGCAGGCCAUGAAACAAAUGGAGCCACAGGUGAAACAGGCUCUCCAGAGUUUUCCCAAGACGGCCUUUGGAGGAGGAUACUACAGAGGCGGGUUUGAACCAAAGAUGACAAAGAGAGAAGCUGCUCUCAUUUUAGGUGUCAGUCCCACAGCCAACAAGAAUAAGAUCCGAGAAGCCCAUAGAAAGCUGAUGGUCCUGAACCAUCCAGACAGAGGUGGUUCUCCGUACAUCGCUGCAAAAAUAAAUGAAGCCAAGGACUUGAUGGAUGGCCAAGCCAGGAAGCAGAGCUGAAGAUCAGGACGAAACAAAAUAAAAUUAAUUUCACGCUGCUUUUAUAUGGGCUGGGUUAAGAAAGCACUUGAUUGUUUUUUUUCUAAUUCUUCCCAAAUGAAAUAAAA
Messenger RNA from Poecilia latipinna (sailfin molly), 565 nucleotides. RefSeq names its product DnaJ (Hsp40) homolog, subfamily C, member 19 (gene dnajc19). Gene Ontology annotation, biological process: protein import into mitochondrial matrix. Gene Ontology annotation, molecular function: ATPase activator activity. NCBI's taxonomy places the organism in Eukaryota, Metazoa, Chordata, Actinopteri, Cyprinodontiformes, Poeciliidae. Gene Ontology annotation, cellular component: PAM complex, Tim23 associated import motor. Bases 102 to 458 code for a protein of 118 amino acids. The record is from RefSeq and is a predicted model, not a curated record. The transcript has 6 exons.